This is a messenger RNA of Dioszegia hungarica, 1386 nucleotides long. RefSeq lists its product as uncharacterized. NCBI's taxonomy places the organism in Eukaryota, Fungi, Basidiomycota, Tremellomycetes, Tremellales, Bulleribasidiaceae. The record is from RefSeq and is a predicted model, not a curated record. Bases 1 to 1386 code for a protein of 461 amino acids. The transcript is spliced from 4 exons.
AUGACAUACUCCUCGCACACAGCAUGUGAUCUGGGCUGGUCAGGCGUGAGGCGUGUCGAGGCGGACGACCAGAGGCCGGUCAAUCCGUCAGCCGCCGCUUUAGACGCAAGUCACAGGCAAGGCAGAGCUAGAGUUCCUCCUUUCAUCGACCUAAGAAUCAUGGCCUGCAGCCAAACGGACUCAGAGCGCCACUUUGAGCUCUCAGCAUCGGGCGCGGAAGACCUGCUUCCGCCGGAACCGAUACAUAGUCCCCUGACCCUGGCCAUGACGGGAGUUCGCGACCGUCCCUGUGCUGUGACGCACGCCGACCUCCUCCCCGUGCUAUGCCGGAUGGCGCCUAAUCUCCUCACCCUGCUCGUUGAGGAGCAAUGGUACCUUUUGCCUCCGCCAAGCGGGGACGGCAUCCCGGACUUUCCCACCCUCAUAACCGACACUAAAAUCACCCGUCUACAAAUCCCCUUCUUUGAUCGCCCGGAGGAGGACGUCACCAUAGAUGACGAUUCUGCGCUGCCGCUGCUCGACGUAUUGGAGCGGUGCACCCAGCUACAACAGCUCUCCCUGACGUACACCGGCUGCGACUGGGUCGGGGACCGCCUUAUCGAAUUCUUCAUCACGCACCGGACCUUGCUAGACUUACAUUGGACGAACGAUUCGUCAGGCGUGAACUUCAAUCUCGACGUAGGCGAGGUGUUCCCCUCUGUGAAGAGGCUGGUCUUAGAGUCGCUCAAGUGGUCGGACAUGUAUCAGCUCGUCACCGAUGCCCCAAACAUCGAGACGAUAUGCUUCUUGCUCCGGCCGGACGAGGACGCCAAAACCAUCAAGCCUAUCGAAGGCAUAAAACUGACCACCCCGUUCGGCAUGAUGCCCAAAUUCGCCUCUGACAUCCGUCGCUGCCCAUAUCUUCACACCAUACAAACAAUCGAAAGGGACCCAGAGGAAAGCACCGGCCUGGAGGUCUUUGACCUCCUCGACGAGGUCGAAGCAGCGGGAACUCGGACGGGCUGGAUCCGGUCUCUUCACCGCGAGGGCGAAGAGCUGCUCCAUGUACACCUGCUCUCGGACCGCCUCGAGGUCGCCGAUGAGCCUUGUGCCACGCCGGAACCGGAUUAUAGCGAUUGGUCCUCCCUGAUCAUCCCGUACGACGCGGCGGACGGGACUCGGCGCCAAAAGGUGUUUGUCCGCCUCGCUGAGCCUAUCUGGCAGGACUAUACCGAUUUUGACGAAGCGGUCGUUCCGAUGGAGAUCAUCAGGGAGAUGCUGGAGGUGGAGGGGAUUGAUGAGAGGGAUUGGAUGGGCAGGGGACUGGAGGUUGGGGAGCUGGCGUGGCGGGUUUUGGUGGAGUGGCGGGAAAAAGUGGGGAGCGGGGAAUUGCCGCGGUCGGGAUGA